CACUCCACCUUCCCUUCCCUCUCCUCUCUUCUGCUUUUCCCUUUACCUUUGCUAGUAAGUCUCCUUUACUUCGUCUUCACCCAAUCCGCAUUUCACCAAUGGCAGCAGCAGCAGCAGCACCGCCACCGCCCAAUUUCCCUCCCUUCACACCUCCACCAAGUAAGUCCGAUUCAAACGCCCUCUUCAAAUCCCUCAUUAUCGUCUUUCUCCUUCUCGCCAUUCCGCUAUUUCCUUCCCAAGCCCCCGCCUUCAUCCCUCCAACCGUCUUCGCCGGUUUCUGGGAGAUCAUCCACCUCCUCUUCAUCGGAAUCGCCGUCUCCUACGGCCUCUUCGCCAGACGAGCUUCUCAAUUCGUCCCCGAUAAAUCUGCAACCGACUCCUAUUUAUCUGGGAUUUCUCACAUUUCUUCAAUUUUCGACCAUGGGUAUGAAAAUGAAAAUGAUAUGUUGCUUGAUAAUUAUGCUAAUUGUGGUGAUUAUCAGUUUUUAGGAAAUGAUGAUUGUGUAGUAGUGCCUAGUGGUGUAAAGAUUGGAUCUUUAUUGCGGGAUGGUGAGGAUGAGGGGGGUGGGGAUCGAGCGUGGCACUCGCACUAUACGAAAGGUGAAUCUUUGGUAGUUGUCUCUAAUGCUAAGUGUUUUGUUGGUGGAAGCUCUGAUUUUAAGCCAUUGAAUUUGCCCAUUAGGAGUUUGAGGUCAAGAGCUAUGGAUAGUACUGAUAGUGAUGAGAAAGAAUUCAAGAAUGGGAAUGAGUUUAGUUGUAACAAAUAUGAGGCUAAGGGAAACGAUGAUAGUAAUGAUGAUGAUGAUGCUAGGGCUGUUGUUAAGAUUAGGGGUGUGGUUCCUGUGAAUUUGGACAAGAGGUUUGAGGAGGUUGCUGGGCGAUCAACGAGCCCAAUUUGGUGCUCGAGAUCAGGGAGGGUGGAAGAUGAGGAGGAUGUUUCCAAGCUACCUGCACAUAAUAGGCCUCAUUCUGUUGGGGAAUUUGAGUUUGAGCAUCUCAAGUCUAGGAGGCCACUUCGUGGUUGUAAGUUUUCGAGUACUCCUGAAUUGAGAAGCUCGAAAGUUGAAAAUUUGGAGAGGGAAAGGGUGUUUGCUGCCGCACAUUCGAAAGCAGACUCCAUAGAUUCUGAUCCCUUUAGCAAUAGUGCUUCCUCGGACAUGGACAGUGUUGGGGAUUUGGAAAACAGCCUUGAAAGCUCUAGUGUUGAAGAGGAAGUGAGGAAAGGUAAACAAGCUAUUGAGUCUUUGGAAAGUGAUGUGAAGUCCUCACCCCUUUCUAAGGUUCCAGCAAGAGCUAAGUCGGUUAGGACAAUCAAACCAAAGAGAUAUGAGCAUUGCCCUAAUCGAGGUGAAGGCAGGGUUGGGAGGAGGUUCAUCAAAUCGCAAGCAGUGGAUUCUUUGGUUAAAGGAAGAGAGGAACCGGAAAUUCUCCCUGACCGUCAAAACCAAGAAUAUGGUCGUAUAUUCUCUAUGCCGAAGCCAAAACCAACUCUUCCUGAGGUCCAGAGUGAAGAGAAACAUGAUGUUGAUGACCUUAGCUCUACUAAGUCUGUAGAUGGAGAGAUAGGGUUUGACAAGACUUCGGCCAAGGAUGAAACUCGACCUAGCAUUGACACUGAUGGCGAACUUGGGAGUGAAGUUGAUAGAAAGGCUGAUGAGUUUAUAGCCAAGUUCAGAGAGCAAAUAAGGCGCCAGAAGGCUUCGACUUCAUCUGUGGAAGGUCAUAGUGGCUGGUAGCAAGUAGUUUAGGUGAUUUGAAGGGUUGUGCUGCUGUCCUUGCAGCUGUAAGUUUGUGUGAUUAGUAGCUUGAAGCUGAGAUUGUAUCAGCCCAGCAUUGUAUUUUUUAAUUCGUUCGCUAUGUAUAGUAUGUAUCCGACUGAAUUUUAAUUUAUAUGAUCAAUCAUAGCACCAUACCACGGA
This is a messenger RNA of Salvia hispanica, 1919 nucleotides long. RefSeq lists its product as uncharacterized. Lineage: Eukaryota; Viridiplantae; Streptophyta; Magnoliopsida; Lamiales; Lamiaceae. The record is from RefSeq and is a predicted model, not a curated record.